Cydia pomonella (codling moth) is the source of this 8433-nucleotide messenger RNA. It is a transcript of the gene unc79, whose product is annotated as protein unc-79 homolog. The coding region runs from base 434 to 8071 and encodes 2545 amino acids. The transcript has 56 exons. Lineage: Eukaryota; Metazoa; Arthropoda; Insecta; Lepidoptera; Tortricidae. The record is from RefSeq and is a predicted model, not a curated record. Gene Ontology annotation, molecular function: protein binding.
AUAGAAAACUAAACGCAGUUGACGUUGUUACUGACAUUGACAGUUGACAUUGACAUUGGGCACGCCUGCGCGUUGCGCAAUGCGCGCCGAGAGCAAAACAAAAACAAACUGUUCACUCGAUCAAUAGCCCGAAAAGAAAGGAAAAUCUAGAUUCAGGUCUUAUCUCUUUCGCCCAAAGUGCUGGAAACUGCACCUGUAGUAGUGUUAUCUGUGUUAUUGAUUGUGCGUUCCAAACUCAUGAUAACCGACCACGUCCGGCAUUUCAAUGCAGGGCAGUUUCAAGAUACAACUUAUAAAUAUGGGGACGCGGGCGGCGGCUUGUGAGUAUUACACUAGACGAGUCGUUUGAAUUUUUUUCAUUCUAAUAAAGCUUGCAUGCAUUGUCGCGUUUAUUUUUCAGAGAUUUGAGGAGGUAGAAAGCUUUUUGUGUAUAAUGCAGACGGUGGGUGAAGUGUGGCCGGAGCCGACGGGGGCGAAAGUUACAGCGAAGAUCCGCAGCCUGUACGACUGCCAGCUGCGGCUGAUGCACAACAUACAGCCUCUGCCAUCAGGGACGGACAUCGCUAACACCGUCAAGUACUUCUCACAGACUCUUCUUAGCGUGCUAAAAGAUGUGCCCCGGUCUCCUCUGGAGAUGAUCCGAGAUGCGGACAACGACGCCGACCGUAUGUUCCUGUACCCCAACCUGGAUUACAAGGGGUUGUUCAACGCCAUCUCGCAGUUGGUGGACUCUGCCCCUCAUCUACAGUAUGGGAUGCAAGCAUUCGGCCAAGCAGUCCUCCAAUGCCUGGGCUGCCUGCUACCCUUUUUAGAAUACGACAUGAUCGACAAUCUUCCCUAUCUGGUGGCGUAUUGCGUUGCUGUUCUGCCAGUGUCGCUACAUCAGGAGAUUCUGCAUUUGCUCUGCUAUUACAUACUACCAUUUACCAUCACACGCAAGUACUCAGGACAAGAAGAAGAAAGCCAGGCAUCACAAUCCGUUGCAGCCAUCAUCAUGAUGGUCUUCCAACAUUCUAACAAUCCAGCACAUCAUUGCCAGCUCUUAGAAUGCCUGAUGUCGCGGAAGAGCACCGUGGUAAAGGACGUGCUCUGCGUGAUAGCGUACGGAACAUGGGGCGCUCGCGUAUCGGCCGCCAAGCUGCUGUUCUACUACUGGCCGCCAUUCGACGCCAAGCUCUUCGACAGGAAGGGGCUGCUCUGCAAGUUCUCUAAUGAUUUGGUCCCAUUCGCUUGUCAGCGCGACAUGUGCCCAAGCAACGGCACCGCGGAGGCGGCUAAAGUUUGCUUGGACCAUUGCAUCAGCGUCACCUUUGCCAGCGACAGUCCCCCGCCACUGUAUCUCUGCAUCGAGUGCGCCAAUGAGAUCCACAGGGAGCACCCUAAUCAAAACUUCUUGGACAUCUUACAUCCUCAGCAACAAGUCUCCAUGGUUUGCGAAAAUAAGAACUGUCGCUCUACAGAUAAAUCGGCUUAUUCCAUCUGCUUUUCGAACGAAUGUGCCAAUUAUAAUGGAAUGCACCCAAUAAGGUACUGCCAGCAGUGCCACGGCAACCGCCACAACAGUCGUCGCGGAGGAGACCAUGUAGUUCACACACGCCUUCCUCCAGCCUGGCACAUGGACUCUGACAUGCAGACCAACCUUGUGGAAGCCAUCAUCAGCCUACUCAAAGAAGCAAAGCCGAUAAACAUGGAGGAUCCAGACAGUUCAUCGGACCAGCUGAAGCCACCGCUCAGCGUCGACCUUCCCGACCCUAUAUCUAUCGAAGAUCGCCAGCUACUCGGCAGGUAUGGCGUGUGGUUAAUGGUAGGGCUGUGCACGCCCAACCCCGACACGCCGGACGAGAUCCUGGGCCGCCUGCUCUCCGUGCUGUUCCACUGGUUUCACGUCACCUCCUUCUCUUAUACAGGGGAGUUAGCAAACUUGGUAGAGAAGCUAAAGAACGAGCACGUCUGCCCCUGGCUGCGAGACAUCGCGGCCUCCCACCGCGCCGUGCUCGUGGCGUGUCUGCUGCCGCACCCGCCGCACUACAUGCGCCAAGCCGGCCACUGGGACAACCUGGCCACCAAGACACACCAUCUUAAGGACGGGCUUAACAGGCUCUACUGCUUGAUUCCAUAUGGCAUCAUCACGCAGUCCAUAUGGGACUACAUCAUGCCCGCGUGGAUGGAAGCCAUUUGCUCCGACGUGCCUGAAAAGGAGCUAAUCGAGUUGAAAGUUCCUGUUGCCAAGAUCCUAGAACCUGAUGGUGCUAUGCUGGGCUUGGACGAGCGCAACCUGUACAACUUCGCUGUACUGCGCGUCAGUGACACGCCCUCGCCCGAGACAGUCCUUCCCGUGUUGGAGUGGUUCCAGACUAUUUCGAUGCUGGAAGUGAAGAUCCCACUGUCGCAGCUAUUCGACUUGUUCAGCCACUGCGUCAUCAAUCUUCCUGAAAAGAUCUUCAAGCCUCCAAUGGCUGGCAGCAAGAGUAAGGAGGACCCAGAGUGUCCGGAAAUGAACGAGAAGGAUACUAAAGAGAAAGAAGACUCGCUGCGCCCACAGAAUCUUACGUGCUGCAUACUCAUGCUGGACAUAUUGCUGAAACAGAUGGAGCUCCAGCAACGACGCAUCAACAUACAAAAUGUCAGCAGCGAAGCUACAAAGUUGCUCCGUUUGAUGUUGAAGUCCAGUCAGAGCAAUACCAUAGAACAUGCCCGUUGCCUGUCCGAGGGAGCGUGUUCGUAUUGCGAGGCGGCGGCGUUGUGGCAUCAGCUUGCCGUGCAGCUGGUGCGGGCUCUGGUCCCGGACAAGCCCAAGCCGCAACCCACGCCCCCCACAGAAGAGUCGUGGCUGGACAAGAAGGAGGACGAGCGCAGCAAGUCCGGCACGCCGGCCGCUCCCGACGCGCUGCUGUCGGUCGCGCACCCGCUCGACAAGAGCUCCGUUGGAGGCGUGCUGGUGCAUAUGCCGCAUUUUGUUCAUUUCAUGCAACUGUCACUCAUAAGCGACGUCGAUUCGGAAGCGACCCUGACUAAGUCGUCAGCCGACACGCAAAUAAUGACAGCGACCGUGGAGACGAUCACUGAGCAACUGGAUAUGGCGACGAGUCUGCCGGCGACAGACGCUCCGCCCAUGGCCACGGCUCAUACCAUCACUUUGACGGACACCGACGUUGCUACCGCUACAGCUGAUGUAUCCACACCUAACUUAUUGGGAGACCACGAAGCAAUGGCGGAAUCAGUUGAGGAAGAUAUGACCAACUUCUGGCCGACGUCUGCUGGAAAAUUUCACUUCUGUAUUGACGAGCUGCCCCAGGAGUUGCAGUACAUACACCAGCUGUUGCAGGAACUGAAAAGCACGUCCCAUCCAAAUGUGUUGUACCACCUGCUGCAGUGCUUGCAGGUAUUGGUUCUGAACGCUGACGCUCUCUCCGAACACAGAGGGUUCUUGAUCUGGUGCCAGGAGAACCUGCUUAUUGACAACCUGUGGAGCGUAUGCGACGCAUCUCACUCGGCCAUCUGCUCCGUGGCCGUGCCGGUGCUGCUGCACUGCUGCACGCUGGCCGGCGGCGGCGACGUGUUCUGCGCGCUCGUGCGCGACCAGUUCCACCACAGGGACGCGCGCGUGCGCUUCCGCGCGCUCGAGAAGGUCACCGUCAUCAUCAGAUUUAUGGACGGCUCGCCCAUCAAAACGAGCCUGCCUCUCCAGACGGCGCUGGCCACUGCCUUCUGUUACCUCAUCUCGAGCAUGGACGAUAUCAACGUGUACGUGGCGCAACGGGCCACCUUGUACAUCGGCACCAUACAUGACAAUGCCAUUGACUUGCUCGUAUACUGCCUGGAAACACAAUUCGAUCUGGUGAUCGUGGACCGAGCCAUGGUACUGCAGUGCGUGUACCAGCUCCAUAAUACCCUGAGCGACCGCAACAUUCUGUCGUGGCAGUUUUUCCUCAAUCGCUUCGAAGCACUCUUUCUUGAAGCACAGAUCAACUCUAAUAAGAACGUGGAUUUCAACAAUUUGAGAGAACUUGUUAGUACGGACACAAGUUCCGAAUGGUUCCAGUACAAAGUGCGACGAGCUCACGAGGCACUUAGCGUCUCAGCGGUGAACACUUUGAGUGCCUCUUUCGGCACCAAGUGGCCGUACAAAAGGACUAUCUCUGCCCCCGCUACAAUGCCGCCGCAGCCGGACAGACAACACGGUGGUUGUAUUCCAGAGCGAGAGAAAGUCUACUCCCGCCAGUACUCGGCGCCGCUAUUGAAGAGGAAGACCUCGAGAUUUGGCCUGGGGCAGCUGUUGGCGGCGCCCGCGUCUAUACCGACUCCACAGCGCGCUAAUAACCACGAGGGCUUGCACACGUUGUCGGGACGGUCUACUGAGGAAAUUAUGACCGUGAUGCCUAAAGCGGUAGACCUGGAGGAAGCCGACAGGGAAACUACCAAUCUGCUGGUGUUUCUUCUUAUGCAGUUCUUGUCAAGGUCUGAUCAAGCUCACCCGAAUGAAGACAAGCAAUCUUUGAAAACCCAAGAGGUGGUGCUGAGGCAUCUGUUUCUGCUCCUGGGUUAUAACUGUAUCGACAAAUGCUUCCACAUCUCGCCACAUACGUUAAGGCAAUCUGCAAUCUUCAACGCGUUCAUAGCGAACCUACCUCAGGUGCUGGACCAAAACCACUUGAUGGGCGCUAGCAUUGCUGAACCAACAUUAAUGCUGUUACAAUUUUGCAGCAGUCCCGGCUCAAGCUCCGGAGUGACUGCCCCCAUGUCCAUGGCCGGCACCCUCGUCACUCACUCCUUACACGCUCUAGAGCCCCAUGUCAGACGUCACUGGCUUAUGGCGUUGUCCGUCGUCAUGUACAAGUACCACUACGGCAGCGGAACACUGUGUGCGCAAGUACAGUCGUUAGUUCGCAUCGUUCUCAACACUGUAGAGGCGCAAUACCACGUCUGUAAGCGCAUCCCGCCCAUGAUUGUGAUGCCACACACCACUAGAGAGCUGAGCCAGCCGUCGCUGAAGUCGUGCGCGGCGCCGGAGCGCGCGGCGGGCAGCCCCGCGCCGCCGGAGCGCAAGCCCAAGCCCGCGGACGCCAUGCCCACGCACUGGGAGCAGCCCGCCGACAAGUCAGUACCUUCCCGAACUAUGCCGCCCCGGGACGCCAGAUAUCAGCAAUGGAGCCUCGAGCAUGAAUCGUCGGAGAGCGAACUGAUUGCUAUUCCUGAAACCAGCGACGUCGACACUACUGUACACGGAAGUACUGCACCGGGCUCCUUUGAUGAGCCGUCGCAUUACGAAGAUCCGCCGCCAAAGAUUGAGACCGUUGCCACCACAUCUGCGCCCCACCCACCGCUUAGCAAGAUUGCUCAAUUGGGAUCUCGUUCUACACAUCAGUUGUCUACCAGUUCUUCGGUCUCCAUCGGUAGUGACUCUUCGAAUUUAAAAUCUACUCCUAUGAGCGGGCAGUCAGUAGAGAUUUGGCCCGAUCAACUACACGGGCCGCAGACUUCACCGCGGGCUAAAAUAUUGGGAAAACAGAAGAGGAUCAUUGUGGGCAGCAGCACAUCUCCAGACACAGCGCCUUCUUCGAACGGUGACGGGAACUUCGCAGCCUGGCCGCCGCACCGCAAGGACAAUGUUAAGAGUCCUGUCCGCGCCUUCACUGGCGCAUACGCGUCGCCGGAGUCGCCGCUGUCGAAGAUGGAGCUGGCGUGGAACGCGCCCUCCCCGCUGCACCACCAGCCGCACCAGCCCUUCCACAUCCCCCCGCCAGAGAGAUUGCUGCCCAUAGGUCCGAAGCCUAAUAAGGACCAGUAUCCAGUUUUCAACGCCCUGGUCGAUCGUGUCCGCGAAGCUCUUACUUUACCACCAGACGAUUCAACCGACAAGACAGACUCCAGUAGCCAGCACGAGCCAGAGCCGACACCAACGCCGACAUCGAGGCCACAGGACUUAACUAAGAAACUCUCGUCUGAGGGUGCCACCCGGUCUCGAGGAGCGUCGCCGCGGCGCCUGGCCCGACAGGCCGCGCAGCUCGGCUCGCCGCCCACGCCGCCGCCGCCACCUCAGCCGCCGACAGCGAGACCUCCAAGUUCAGAGAGCGCGACGGACGGCGGCGGCGGCUGGUGGGAGGCGGCGAGCCGCGCCGGGCGCCGCGCCGCGCACGCCGGCACCGCGCCGCGCCCCGACACCACGCUGCAGUACCGCUGCGCAGAAUGUGGUACAGCAGUCGAGCAGUACAGCGACGAAGAGCUGGGGCUCUGCGUGAUCAUUCUGGCCACGUUUGUGCACCGCGAGCCGUGCGCUGCGGCCGGCAUGCUUCCGGCGUUGCUGCAUAACGUCAGCAGGGUGGUCCAACUUGGCAACUACGCUUGGCAGACUGAGACAAACACCCGCCUGCCGGGCAGCGCAGUGUUCGUAGCUCAUCAGUUUCUGCGCUGUGUGCUGCAUCAACUGGCGCCCAACAAUGUAUUCCUGCAGAUAUUCCUGCUAAGGAGUCCCGAGAAACAGCGGUUGAUGUUCUUCAAGAGCAUCGCGCAGGCAUUCGUCGAUUUCAACGAGCUGUACCCGUGUGGGCCGCUGCAACUGGUGGUCGAGCAUUUGAACUCUAAGAAGACUCUGCCUAUCGAUCAAAUAUCCGUGAUCGCGUCGAACAUCUGCCUGUACCUGUCGUGCCUGGCGCCAGAAGUGCUGGGCCCGACCACCGCCUGCUGCGCAUUACUUAGCCAGCUGGAAGCGCUGUUUCGCUCCAUAGUGUUGCAACUGCCAGCUUUAGAUGAGCCUGGGCCUCUAUUGCGAGCUGCCGCUUCAGUGCUGAGGAUACCCGGAGCUAAUCAGAACAAGAGCAUUCUCGAGCCAAUCUCCAAGAUCAUCAGCUAUUCCAUCCAGAACUACGUCGUCAAACUGUCCAUCAUCUCGGAGCUCAGCGCCGUCUGCGUGCGCGUGUUCAGUCGCGACCGGGACAAGUUGCUGGUGUGCCGAGUGCUUGUGUUCGAGCUGGUGCAGGCGCUGCGCACGAAGACCACCAUCCCGGACGAGAACCUGUUCAUACUGAUCCAGUUUGUGCUGCAAGGUCACAACUGCACGCUAGUCCUCCCGCCGGCGCUGAACACCGGCGACCUGCUCACCCCGAGCGGGCCCGAGGCGCGCGACGUCGGCUCCGGCGCCGUGGACUGCAUGCGCCCGCACCUGCCCGACAUGAUCGACCUGCUGCAGGACCCGCACCUGCUCAACAAGAUCAAGGGAUCCGUCUCCAAGUCAAUAGUGAACCGCAACCUAAUUUGUCUCAACGAGGACACGCUGGGAGCGAUCGUGAAGGGUGGGAUCGCUCAAUACGUUGCGUUAGAACUAGCAGCGGAAAGAGGCGGCAAGGCCUGCUCGCAGGGCCGCCAUGUGUUGCCUUGGCUCACCACCACAGCAUUACCUGGAUCGCGAGAAGUCGGCGAGUGCAUCACCCGCGUCCGCCUGGUGUCGUGGCUAGUGAUGGGCGCGCUGUGCAACGCUUGCGGCGGCGCCGGCUCCGAGCCGCAGCUGCUGCAGCAGCCCGUGCCGCAGGACGCCAACUGCCACAUCACCGACCACAUACAGACAAUAAUGUCUUCAUACGUGGAGCAAACAAAACCGGCACCUCAACGAAUGAAUGCACUUUUCCACGCCUUCAUCCUCUGCCACUUGUGGACCCUGUACCUUGAAGAACUUGCGGCGGCCAGCACCCCUAGUAGCGAAGCGAACCACACCACUGUGUGUAUCCUGCUGGACUUCUGGUGCAAGCUGGUGCCGAGCAUACUACAGGUCACCGUGCAGUCUAAAGUGCUGGCGGAAACGGUGAACCUGCAUUUUCUGAGCCUGCUGGAAUCUCUGCUGGAGUGCAAUUCGACCGUACUCAAUAAGCUUCUGCCUCUUUGGACGCCCAUCCUGCAUUCGCCGCUUUUCAGUAUGCCUCCCCACGUAGCCGAGCGCGUGGCGGCGUGCCGCGCGCUGCGGCCCGAGGUGGUGCGCGCGCACCGGCCCGCCGCCGCGCGCCCGCAGCGCCGCCUGCUGCGCCUGCUCGCCAAGAUGGCGCAGCUCGAGCUGCAGCCGCACGCUUUCUACUUCAUAUAGGUGUAGACCUCCGUGCCACCACGCAGAAACCUUCGCCCACACAGAAACUUGAUUUUAAAUCCUACUUGUUCAGUAAAGUAAUGAACAUCUGGAUCUGGAUUCUAGAUGUCCUAAAGAAUGCAGUCGUCCAGGAUGUUUGCGUACAAAAUAUUUAUGUGAACUUUAGGGCAGAUAACUGCUUCGGUGAUUGUUAAAUCUAGGUAGCUGUUUUUACGUCUAGUACCUGUCAUGAUUUUCUAGUGUGCUUUUAUUUACAUAGUUUAUAAUUUAGCCAAAGCCGUGUCAAAAUAGAAUAAGUAGUCAAAACAUGUUAUUUGUUUAAGAAAAUCUAUAUUGAUGUUAGGUUAUUAAUAAAAUGAUUU